AUGACGCGUCGCACAUUGUACGGCGCGAACCGCGUGACGCCGCCUGUGGACUGCCCGUCGUGGGUCUGCUGUCUGCUGCCGUGUCUCCUGCGCCGCGCGUCGAUGCAGCUGUACCAGAAGGCGCUGCCUCGGGAGUCCACCGUGCGUCGCCAAGUGCUGGAAAGCGGUGGACAGCAGAGCACCCGACGGCUGCGGAUGGACGCGAUGAGUCUCGUGCACGGAGACGUGGUCGAGCUCAAGGCUGGAGACGUCGCGGGGGCAGACCUGCGCGUUGUCGAGUGCUCAGGUGACUGCGUAGUGGACCAGACGACUCUUGUGGGCAAGAGAGAGCGGGCUCCAGACUGUUGGCGAACAAAAGCCGUGACUACGGACCGUCCGCCGUCGUAUCUGGAGCGCGAUCCACUACGAUGUGGCAAUAUCGUGCCCAUGACAGCGACUGUGCUGCGCGGUGCGGCGGUGGCAGUGGUCGUGGCGACUGGAGAUGCCACGAUAUGGGGACAGAUGAUCGCGCAGCAGACGUGGCCGGUACCCUCAGGAACUGGAAAGAAGGACAAAGACACGGACCGUGUUGAAGAGGAGGAAGAGCAAACCAACUUGAUUGUGUAG
This is a messenger RNA of Hyaloperonospora brassicae, 606 nucleotides long. Lineage: Eukaryota; Oomycota; Peronosporomycetes; Peronosporales; Peronosporaceae. The record is from the annotation of a GenBank genome assembly.